CACUCAGCAUCAAGACAGGAUGGAACUCACACCACUCUGCUGGCAGCUCUUGCUGUUGAGUACACUGGUAUACUGUAGCCUCGGUCAAGGUGGAGCCUCUCUGAGUGUCAGUUCUGACAGAUCUCAAUUCUUUGAAUUUGAGUCUGUCUCUCUGGGCUGUGAGGUUCAGGGGAACUCUGCUGGAUGGAGAGUGGUGAGGAACACAGAGAGAGGAACACUUUCAGAGUGUAAUAUUGACUGGGGAAAACAACAAGGGUCUUCAUGCAUUGUGUCACUAAUACCAUCAGACAGUGGAGUGUACUGGUGUGAGUCUGGGUCUGGAGAACACAGCAAUGCUGUCAACAUCACAGUACCUGCUGGAGCUGUGAUCCUGGAGAGCCCUGUCCGUCCUGUGACUGAGGGAUAUUCUGUGACUCUGCGCUGCAGACAUCAGGGAACUCCCUCUGACCUCACAGCUGAUUUCUACAAAGAUGGAUCCCUGAUCAGGACUGAGACUACAGGAGAGAUAACCAUCUCUGCAGUAUCCAAGUCAGAUGAAGGACUCUACAAGUGUACCAACUCUGAAGGAGAAUCACCAGAGAGCUGGAUGACUGUGGCAGAUGGGGGCUCUGGCUCAUCCUCCUCUCCCACCCCGCUCCUCCUCCCUUUGUCUGUCUCUGGGUUGGUGGCUGCUCUCUCCAUCUCUCUGAUCAUUCUACUCGUCCUGUUCUGCAAGAGGAACAAAGAUGUAGCAGCUGAACCCAGAGAUGUUACGUAUGCUGACGUUAGAAUCAUACAGGACCCAGAACCCAGGAGAAGGAGAGAGAAGUCUCCAGGAGCUGAUCCAGUCUACUCUGCAGUGAAGACCUCCAACACCACAGGUGGAUCUGGUCCAGGUGAUUUGACCUAUGCUGACAUCAACCACACAGAGAAAAGACAACACAACAGGAGGAGAGAGAACGUUGUUCCAGACCCUGUCUACUCAGCGAUGAAGACAGACAGACAGAGACACAGGUCAGAAGGUCAUUCCAGACCCUGUGUACUCAGCAGUGAAGACAGACAGACAGAGAUACAGGUCAGAAGGUCAUUCCAGACCCUGUCUACUCAGCAGUGAAGACAGAUAGACAAUGUUUGAUCCAAGUUAAACAAUUUAAAGGCAAUGCUACCAAAUACUAAUUGAGUAAACUUCUGACAAACUGGGUGUCACGACUUCCGCCGAAGCAGCGUUCGGUGGUCGACGUCACCGGCUUUCUAGCCGCCACCGAACUACGUUUCGUCCAUUUGUUUUGUCUUGAUUGGACACACCUGGUUCCCAUUACAUCAUUAUUUAUUCCCUAUUUAACCCUCUGGUUCCAACAUGGUUUUGUUCACUAUUUCUGUGAGCUGGAGUAUUUUCCCUCCGUGGAAUUAUUUUGUGAUUUAUUCGAGUAAAGUCAUUUUCUUACUCAGGUCUGUGUCCUGCACCUGACUCUGUCCUACCUUCUGCACACUGACACUUGACACGGGGAAUGUGAUGAAAGAAAUAAAAGCUGAAAUAAAUCA
Oncorhynchus kisutch (coho salmon) is the source of this 1521-nucleotide messenger RNA. Its product is annotated as low affinity immunoglobulin gamma Fc region receptor II. The transcript has 8 exons. Gene Ontology annotation, molecular function: transmembrane signaling receptor activity. Gene Ontology annotation, biological process: cell surface receptor signaling pathway; immune response. Lineage: Eukaryota; Metazoa; Chordata; Actinopteri; Salmoniformes; Salmonidae. Gene Ontology annotation, cellular component: external side of plasma membrane. Bases 20 to 1093 code for a protein of 357 amino acids. The record is from RefSeq and is a predicted model, not a curated record.